Molecule: messenger RNA, 2637 nt
Organism: Plectropomus leopardus (leopard coralgrouper)
Lineage: Eukaryota; Metazoa; Chordata; Actinopteri; Perciformes; Serranidae
Gene: dnai3
Product: dynein axonemal intermediate chain 3
Biological process (GO): cilium movement involved in cell motility; inner dynein arm assembly
Cellular component (GO): inner dynein arm
Molecular function (GO): dynein light chain binding; dynein heavy chain binding
Source: RefSeq, a predicted model, not a curated record
AUGCCACCCAAGAGACGAAAAAGUGCAACAAGCAGUGCAGGUGGCAAGGGGGGAGGUAAAGGCAAGACGAUUCAGUCACCUGCACAAGUGGAAAAGCCUGGUCAUCCUGAAGAUAUCUUCCCCAUGGUCCUGACAUCAGCCACCCAGGAGCUCUUUGGUUGCCGUGCCGAUGAGGACGUCACAGGGGAGAGCCCUUACAAGUUGCUGAAAAAAGACGACAUCAUACAGGACAUUAAGACAAGAGCUGCAGUGUCCGAUUUCAGCCUGGUGAAGCAGAUUGUGCUGGACUACCCAGAGGAUGAGCUCUUGCUCGUCUUUGACAGGGACUUCACCUAUGACCAGUGCUUCUACCUGGUUCUGACACCAGAGGCUAAGGACAGAAUACUCAGUCCCCCAGAGCUUGAGACACCAGAGGUGUUUGAGAGUGAAGUCAAUAAAACCCCAGAACCAAAGCAAUGGAUAUCUCUUGGCAGUGAGCAGGAAAUAGACGAAGAAUCAUUUAAAGAGACCAGAGAAAAGCUAUGGUACAAGUUCUCCAGAGUGAGGAGGAAGUUCGGGGCACCAGUCUGUUUUUCUGACCGCAACAUUGCAGAUGCUAAGGAUGGCUACCUAGAGUGUGCUUCCUACCAAGACAGCAGAUUCAGCAUCAAACAGAUGCAGAGGGGCUGCGGGAUGCAGGCUGUUCCCAGACUGCAGAGCAGCAGUGCUCAGACACAGUGGAAGUUUCAGAGGAAUAUGUGUACCCAGUACAUGCCAAGAGAGUUAAAUGAUGAAGAAAAAGAGAACACUCUGCAGUUUGAGAGUCUGAAGAAUUUUUGCGACUUGGUGACCCCUGGUGUUCUACAAGCCCUUCAGCAGGAAGAAAACAUGAACGUGUUCUUUGAUGACUUCAAGGCUCUGGGGACAACAACUGAAGAUGGUGACUGGUCUGGGAAGGUUUCCGAAGGUCUGAUGCUUUAUCAGGCCUUCACAGACCAGAAGUACACAAAGGACAAGAAAAUCAGCAGCAUUCAUUGGCACCCUACUAUCUACGGUCUGAUAGCUGUGGCUUUGACAGAAAAAAAGGAGACCUUGAACGAUUCCUCAGGAUUUGUCGUCAGAUCCUCUCUCAUUCUCUUCUACAGCUUCUCCGACCACUCUAACCCCCAGUUGCUGCUGGAGUGCCCAGAUGACAUUUUUGCCUUUGAGUUCUGCCCUUCGGAUUCAAAUAUUAUUGUUGGCGGCUGCGUGAAUGGCCAGGUUGUGCUGUGGGACAUUUCGACUCACGUCACGCACUUACAGGGAACACAGCCCGGUAAAAAGGUUUCUGUCAACACUGACACGUUCGACCUUGAUGACAACAAAGAGAAUAAGACUCCUGUCGUGCGCUUCUGCGCAGUGUCUGCAUUAGAGAGCAGCCACAAAGCACCAAUUACUGAUGUCCAGUGGCUGCCACCAACAUUUGAGGUGACCAGGACGGGCGUAGCAGUGGAGAACAAGUAUAACAUUUCAGCUCAGCUUGUCACCUUCUCCCCUGACUGCUCCAUAAUGUUCUGGGAUGUGCGUCUGUCGAGAUUGCUGAGCCAGUCAGCCACAGAGAGGAAGCAGAGUGUGGAUCAGAAGACACCUUACAGUGUCCCUGACACCUUUAAACACCUGGAUCGGACAUGGAAACCUCUGUUCAAGGUUUCUCUGCCAAAGAUUGAUACCAGUGGAGAAUACGCCCCUCUGAAGUUCAGCCUGGAACGUUACACCCGUAAUGGUAAUAACACAGGCAGGACCAUAGAGGAGGCUAAUGAAAAUGACAGCUCACAGGUAAUCCCAGACUACAGCCAGCUCAGAGUGCCCUCGGCUAAUACAUUAACAACUCUGGAGGAUGUCAAUACCAAACUCUAUGUUGGAACAGAGGAUGGAGAGAUUGUUUACACUGACUGGAAACUGGGGAAGGACGACUCAGGACGGCUGCAUAGUGCCAAGCCCCUCCACUGUUUCAGCAUUCAUCACUGGCUGGUGAAUACGGUACAGAGGUCACCCUUCUUCAAAGACAUUAUUUUGACAACGGGAAACUGGAACUUUGCCAUCUGGAAGGAGGGUGUCAUGGAUGGCCCUAUCAUCCUGUCACCAAGCUCUGAGCAGGUGUGCACUGCAGGAUGCUGGUCCUUGUCCCGACCAGCUGUUUUCUUCAUUGCAAAAGAGGAUGGAAGCAUUGAGGAGUGGAACCUGCUGGAACAGACCAGCGAACCUUUUCAGGUCCAUGCGCACAUCACAAACGCCAAGAUCACCUGCAUCAAACCCUGGAUGGCUUCUCCCAAGCAACACUUUCUGGCUGUGACUGAUGACCUGGGAAUGGUGCGUGUUUUGGAAAUCCCAAAGACACUCUACGUUCCCUCCAGGAAUGAAAUGUUGAAUGUGAAGAAAUACUUUGAGCGGGAGGAGGACAGGUUGAGGGAUUUUUUGCAGAGGGAGGAACUGUGGGCAAAACAGACAAAGGAACCCGAGGAGCUCAAGAAGAAGACGGAACCAGACAAGCCAGUCAAAUCUCUGGAGGAGAAUGACGAGCUGAACAUGAAGGAGUACAAUGACUGCCUGACGCUGAAGGAAAGCAUCCUGAAGGGCAUGGGCCUGUGGCAAGCUACUGCCGACACGCCAGAUACCUGA